Messenger RNA from Glossina fuscipes, 2800 nucleotides. RefSeq lists its product as uncharacterized. Gene Ontology annotation, biological process: regulation of DNA-templated transcription. The transcript is spliced from 3 exons. NCBI's taxonomy places the organism in Eukaryota, Metazoa, Arthropoda, Insecta, Diptera, Glossinidae. Gene Ontology annotation, molecular function: RNA binding; protein binding. The record is from RefSeq and is a predicted model, not a curated record. The coding region runs from base 426 to 2420 and encodes 664 amino acids.
CAGCGCAACCGGUAUACUUUGACGUGUGAAAUAUUUCAGAUAGUAGUGCCGUACAUUCAUUAUUAAUAAUCACAACUAUUUUUGGAAUACAACACAUUCAAGAUCAGCCCGAUACAACGCAACCAAUACAAAAACUUUUGCAUUAUUACAAAUAAUUUAAAUGAAAAAAAAAAAAAAAAAAAAAAAAAUUUAGUUACAAUUACAAAGGUACGCUCGAUUUGUGAACAAUAAUCACUUAAAAUGCAUUCAAAUAAGUGCCAAAUAAUGGAAAUAUUUAUUUGCUUGAUCUCAUAAGUGAAAUCACUGCACAAUCAGCGGAUACACAUUUAAUUCCUUACGAUAGAACGAAAGUGAACAAUAUUUUUCUACACAACCUACAAGCAAUUCAAACGAUGAUUCAAACGAAUUUCAGUUAAAGAUAUAGCAUGUCAAAUGAUGCUUACGCCUAUAACGAUACAGUGAUUCAGAUAGUAAAGAAAAGUAACGAAAAAAUAUUUAAAAAAUGCACCGCAGAUGAUAAUAAAAACAAGGCAUUACAUUACUCACGGCCAGUAGGAUUACCUAUGAGCUUAUUAACGAAUCCCAGAUACAUAAAUCAUUCCAUAUCACCACUUCAAUAUACGCAUUCAUAUAACGAAGAGAGCCGCCAUUCAUCUUCAGCAUCCUCGAUAGAUAUUGUGAACACUGACGACGAUAAUCAUAUAAAUAGCAUGUCACCUGUCAGCAUUCCUACUCAACAUCAGAAGACUACUCCAGCAAUGCCAGAAGCCACUUUCAAUCCUGCUGAGGUUAGAAAUAUGGAAUUAACGACGGGUGCCGUGCCAGUGCCAAAUAACUUUCAGCUAAAUUAUCCGCAAUUGUAUGCGAACAGUACGGCAACAGUAUCAUUAUAUGGCGCCCCAGUAAUGUUUUCGAACGCUAUUCAUGCUGCUCACGCUGCUACGUAUAUCAAUUCUCUUCCGUUACAUGCACAACUCUCGCCGAAUGAUACGCACCCGCUUUCGAAUUCUUAUCUAAAAUCAGUAAGAGCUGUUGGUUGCAAUAUUUACAAUCCUGCCCUGACGCCACUGGUGAAUACUAAUUUAAUGCCUUCGAAACACAACAGCUUGCACAAUCCGACAAGUUCAAUGAUAGCGCUGGCGCCAUCAGUACCUGUUGGGUUAACAGAGUAUUCACCAAACUUAACGUUUUCAGCUACGGUCAAAGAACCUUAUAAAAAAACCGAAAUCGAAAUAAAAAAGGAUUAUCAUAGCCCAUCAACUACUCGACUAGAUAACGGCGUAUAUCUGUCGGUGUCCAAAGGAGCUACGGCUACAAAAUCACAAUUCAAAGUUCCCAACGGCAAGGAAGGCUCACUCAAACACCGUCUUUUAAGACUCCCUAGCAUAGAUGAAAAUGAAUCCAAAAAAAACUCUACUAUGAGAACCUACAGCACUACGAGAAAUUUUAAAAAGGGAACCUAUAUUGAAUUGGCGAAUGGAACCCUGCGGAGAGUUGAAGAUAUGCGCACUGAAGAUUUCAUACAAAGUGCCGAACGUAGUUCUCACCUUCGUUUAGCUGAAUCGACUGUAGUAAAAAUUAACACUACAUCUCUUCCAAAUGCCGUCUCGAUAACAUUCAGUUACGACAGACAUCGGGCAAAGAUUGAUAUGGAAGUGCCGCCGGAACAUCCGUUUUUUGUUUAUGGUCAAGGCUGGGCUUCCUGUAGUCCCGAAAUUUCAAUGAAAGCAUUUGGCCUGAAAUGUCAACGUCUGCAAGUCGGUGAUAUAUGCAUUUCCCUGACAAAACGUGAAAUGCAACAAUCAUCGCCAAGUGGAAUUAGUGAAAAUGCAUGUUAUCACAGACGUCCAGCUACGCCUACUAGCAAUUCUAACCACUCUACGCAAUCACAACUACCUUCGACUGUUCUGCCACCUACCCCUGAGCCUAUCUUAAAUUAUCCUAUGUUACCACCCUUUACAGCCCCGUUACUUGCAAAUCAUCAUGAUAACACUUAUGCUGAAAUGGCUAAGAUGAUGUGCACAUACACCUAUCACAGGAAUAUACCAAUAACACACGAUGCGGCAUCGCUCAAUCAUCCGAUACAACCAAAUCUCUCUCCAAAGAUUAUUCACAAUUUAUAUCAAAACCAUUUGUUGCAACUAGCAGGUCGGCAAGAGAGCCUGCAGCAAAGUGGAAUGGAUGGUCAUCAACAACGCCCGUCUUCCAUACACAAUGUACAAAAUUACAGGAGCCAAAGCCCCACUUCCAACGAAUCCACCGAUAACAAAGCGCAGCAACAACAACCCCUUGAUGUUUCUAUAUCACGAAAGCGUCGUUGGUCUGCACCCGAGAAUAUAUUAGAUGACGAGUUAGAAACGCAACCGCCUCGUAACUUGCAACUGAGAACAAAUGCAAUUUCAGCUAUCGCGAGCAGUUAGAUGAAGUUAUACUCAUAUUCAUAAAGCAAAUAAUACCAAAUUUAGGCCAAUACUGGAAACGUUAAAUGAUCUCAAUGUUUUAAAUGAAGAAAAAAAUGAACACAAAUAUAAAGAACAUUCAAUUUGUCGAAAGAGAUGAAAUGUUUCAGCCAACAGACUGGGUACUUACGUACAUUCAUGAAUAUUUAAAGCCAUAUUUUCGUUACUUACCAUAUAAGUACAUACUCAUAUGCACCUAUUAUAAUGUAUGAGUACAAAAAAAAAGAAAUAUAUAUGAACCAGGUAGUCAUUAAACCAAUUGCCAAUUAUUAACAUUUGCCAUCCAAAACGACGAGCACUCUCACUCAAACAAUUAUUAAUCAGGGUAAAUGUAAAUAUUG